AUGAUGAAGAGCAGAGAGAGAAAAACAGGGGACAAAAAACUGAUCAAAGUUACAUAUAUUUCAAGCCCAAUGAAGGUUAAGACAAAUGCUUCAAAUUUUAGAGCUCUUGUGCAAGAACUCACCGGACAAGACUCAAAUGUUGCGGAUACGUUCAUCACCAAUAAUGGUGCUGAUUAUGAAGAAAAUGUUUCGUCAACUCAAAAUCAACAAUGGAGGAUGGAUGAAUCCACUUUGUUGAAACCUGAUUACAAUGAAUUUCUCUCAAGAUCCUUGAUGGAGCCACUAAACGAACACUUUCAAUUUCAUCAUGAGUUGUUAAGCUUUGAUGAUAUCAUGCCUUAG
This is a messenger RNA of Arachis ipaensis, 342 nucleotides long. RefSeq lists its product as uncharacterized. NCBI's taxonomy places the organism in Eukaryota, Viridiplantae, Streptophyta, Magnoliopsida, Fabales, Fabaceae. The record is from RefSeq and is a predicted model, not a curated record.